Chilo suppressalis (striped riceborer) is the source of this 936-nucleotide messenger RNA. The record is from the annotation of a GenBank genome assembly. Lineage: Eukaryota; Metazoa; Arthropoda; Insecta; Lepidoptera; Crambidae.
AUGGAGGAGGAUGAGGCCGCUGAGGUCAAAGCGUAUUUGGAAGCAGAGAUGGCUCAGAAGGAGGAGGAGCUCAGAAUUUUAGAGGAGAUGUCGACUGCUACGGGUUUUACUCCCAGGCACUCCUUGGCCAGGUCCCCUCCUAGUGAUGGUGGUUUCAUUACUCCCGGCGGUAUAUUAACAUCCCAACCUAGGGCCGCCAGUGAUAACAACCCACCCGCCCCAAGAACACCAGAUCCGACUCCCGAUCCCUCCGUCCAGGGGGGCCUUGCCUCCCUCGAUAAAUUUCAGUUGCUGGACAUGGUGCACAAGGCGCUGAAAGGCAUUGACUCCAUUACCAACGCGGCCAAUAAACUGAACAUGACCGACAAACGUACCGUAGCCUCGCACUCGCAGGACAUACUCGCCGCCGUCGCUGCCCUAGAGCUGCGCCUUGCAGAUGCAGAGCACCAGUCCAAUGCUGCUAAGCUACAGGUUGCCGCUAAGGAAAUCGAGAUCCUAAAACAGUCGGCGUGUGUUAGCGCACCGCAACCCUCGUUGCCGCUGGUUCCCUCGUAUGCGAACAUGCUGAAACUCCCACGUGAUAAGGCCCCCAUCCCUGUCCAACCCCAAGGUCCGGCGGUCAUUUUCUACCCGGCUGAUGAGUCCCUGAAGUCAUCGGAGGACACCAAACACACACUGCAGAACGCCAUUAAGCCAGGAUCCGAAAGCAUUCGGAUCCAAAGUGUACGGAUGGUUGGCAAGUCAGGCGUCGUGGUUCGGAUCGCUAAUUUGGAGGCUGCGCAGAAACUCAAGGCAGCUGCACCACCAUUACUCAAAGCAGCGGAUCCCAAAAUUCGUCUGUUGAGGAUCGCGCUUAGAUUCUUAAGGUCGGAUAUAUCCGAAGAGGACUUUUUAGUAGAUCUACAGAAGGUAAAUCUCUCCGACAAUCCGGAAUGA